Messenger RNA from Phasianus colchicus (ring-necked pheasant), 2204 nucleotides. The record is from RefSeq and is a predicted model, not a curated record. NCBI's taxonomy places the organism in Eukaryota, Metazoa, Chordata, Aves, Galliformes, Phasianidae.
UCCCAGGCGUCUCAAUCACCUCUCCAAUGGGAAUAGGGUUAUUUUUUUGUACAGGAAGUGUCUUCAUCACCCUCCAGCCCUUUUUUUUUUUUUACCUCUCCCUGAGUUUCUCGCUGCCGUCCUGCUGGAUCCCACAGAUACAGGACACGAGCACGAUGCCACCGUGCCCACCCUGCUGCAUGGGGAUGUGGGGCUGAGGGUUUGGGGAAGCGUGGAGGGCAAACCUGGCCGCUUGCCACCACCUCCUCACAGACAGCCUUACACAGGAAGACAUUGCAAAACACCCAUUCCACAGCCCUGUUCCCGGAAUUUGGACUGUUUCAUGGGAAAGAUGCCCCCCUGCUUUCCUCCCCAGGAUGCCUUUGGGUGGAGCUGGCUGCUGGGGUGAGCCUAGCAGUGUGCCGUGGUGCCGUGCAGCCAGCACCAGCUUUGCACAAAAUGGGGUUUUUAUUAUGCCCCACUUGCCCCAUUCCCCCCAGCUUGGAUAAGCUCAGAACUUUUUGCAAACAAUCUGUGAAUGAAGAGAACUUCCUGCUGCUGCUAAGCACAAGGCAGCCCUUCCCUUCCUCCCCAGCACUCAAUGACCGGACAUGUGCUGGGACACAGCCUGCAGCACGCGUGUAUCCGCCCGGCCAUAAGCAGAAAGCGGGGUGCAGGCUGGGGACCCCACUGCCCUCCUCCAUCUGCUGCAUAGUCCUCAAAAGCACAUCCUCUGCACCCAGUGGCACUUGUCCCCGUGCUGUCCCAGCUGCCCCCAGUUGCUCUCCAGUGCACAGAAGGACCCAUUGUCACUGCUGUGCCAGCCCCCGCCCCGGCGCCAGCUGCUGCAGGGACCGGGCAGUGGCAGAGAGCACUGGUGGCACCAUGGUGGCCACGCUGGUGGUGGCCCUGCUGCUCCUCUGCUUGGCUGCAGGGACAGAGGCCAGCCCGGAGCUCAGUGAAGCUUCUGGCUGAGUGUCAGGACCAGCAGUGGUGCCAGUUCUCGGUGCACAGCCAGGUGUUUGGGCCGGACCCGUGCCCUGGCACACACAAGUACCUCAUCGCAUCCUACAAGUGCCGGCCAGACAACCAUCGGGUGAAGACAGUGUGUGAGAACAACGAGCUGAGGCUGCACUGCAGGCCAAAAUCCGUCCUGGCCAUUUACUCUGCACACUAUGGACGAUUCCUGCGGGGCAAACCUGAGUGCGAUGCCCCCAACGCCGGGGGACCCCAUAUUGAGUGCCUGGCUCCGGAUGCACUGCGGAGGGUCUCCAAGAAGUGUCACCGCAAAGGGAACUGCACAGUGACUGCUGACCAGGCCAACUUUGGGGACCCGUGCCUGCCUGGCACGAGGAAGCAGCUGCGGGUGUCCUACACCUGUGUGCCCAAGCAACUGCUGGAGGAGGUGGGACCAGACACCUCGGAUCCCUUCCUGCUCUCAAACUACAUGCACGGUGGCUGGUACAAAGGGCCCAGGUUCUCCAGGCUCCGGGAAGACAGGAUGAUUUUUACUAGCUCCCUGGCAGCUUUUGCCCACCUCUGGGGUACGUGGCCCCAAAGUACUGGGUUGGUGGGGGGUCUCCAGGCCCAGGCACCCUGUGUGUUACAGCAGGGUGUGCACCCCGAUGCCUCUCUUUGCUCUUCUCCCCCACCAGAUGUCCCUGAAAAAGUCGCUCUGUAUUUCCUCUGCGGGGUGUCAGCGGGCCUCGCUGUGCUGCUGUGCAUCGUCAGCCCCAAGGCUGCCUUCCUGCGGGAGGCCAGGGAGGCUCUGCUGGGCCCAGAUGGCCGCUCAGAGGCAAGCAGGACCAAACUGCGGGAUGAGCAGGAUGAAGACCUGCCUGACGACAGCUCCUCCGACUCCUCCUUCCGCCGCCUCACCCGCGCCUACCGUGCCACUGAGAGCAUCUUCAGCCCCGAGCUGACAGCAGCCAUGGAGGGAGCGGCCGAGCAGCAGGGCCGUGGUGGGGAGGAGAUGUGGAUGCCCAAGGAAUCCAGUCCCUACACCAUCCAGAAGAUCAAAUCGGCCACCAAGUGAGGAGGUGAAGGACGAGGCGCUGUGCCAGGUGCAGUGUUGGUUCUGCGCCUCCCUGGCCGGAUGGUGAGCCCUGCUUUCUGGGGAAUGGGCUUGCUUUUUUUUAGCAAAUAAAAGUGUAGGAAUGGAAUGUUGUUUCUGCAUGGGAAUGGAAUGUUGUUUCUGCAUUUGAUAUUAAAGAGAGCAGUCGGUU